CGCAAUUGGCAGACUCCCGCCGCCAGCCGCAGUGACCGCAAACCAACAGCAUGUACAGCGUAUUCACGCAAGAAAGACGGCAGCAGGAGGGAAGAGAUACCGCUCGCAUCAGGCGCCUCAACUUCCAUCAGCCCGCGCACUCACCACACGCAGCGGUUGCAUCGCCUGUGAUCCAUGUCCACCAUGACAGCGCAGGCGAUUCAGCCAAGGCCGCCAGGUCCAUCCGGCGGGUGUCCAGCUGGAUAUCCACCGCCGUAUAUGCGAGCGCCGACAGACAAGCGGAAGAAGCGAGAGGUCAACAGGCGACGCACGCACGCGGUGCCCGCUUCUGGCCGGUGAAGAGGUAAUAUGCAUGCAUGCUGUCCAGGAAGGUGCAUGACGACAGCAUUCCACGGUUGCACUGUCUGUUGUCUGUGUGCAGGUACGAGGAAGAGAGAACCCGCAUCAUCGAGACUCUGGACAGGCAGAGCAGGGAGCUGCCGUCACGAGAACGUAAGAACGCUGUCCGCCCUCGGAUCUGACUGAUGCUGACAUGACCUUCUUGUUGUUGCAGCCUAUGCCGGCGGCAACCUUGCGAACGUGCAGCGCGACGUUUGCAAGUCCAAGCACAUCGGGGCUACAAUCAGGUGAGAGACAUGCAGACACGCACACACCUCCUUGUUGCCCGUCGGUCACGAUGACAGGCACAAGCCGAAGCUGGAGUCUGCCCGCAUCAACGAUUCUAUCAGCCGGCAAGGCACCUUGUUCGUGUCGCGGCCCCUGCCGGCCCUUCCCCCGUCGUCCCACGACAGCACACUCUUGAUGACAUCGCAGUCCACAUGGCGAUUCAGCGGGGGCCCUUCGACAGAGAGGCCAUCCACGUACAGACUGAUGGUAGGCAAGGCGGCAAGGGAGCCAGGCAUACACCAGCCGUGUGUGUGUGUGUGUGUGUGUGUGUGUGUGCGGUAAGGGUGAUCCCUAUGCGUCGAAGAGCACCUUCUUCCAUCCCGCCACCUCCUCCCUGCCGCCGCUGAGCUCCCCCCGUCCGCCGCUCCCCUUCGUCUGCUCAACCGCACGGCUGUCCUCGCCCCUCUCCAGCACCGUGAUGGCCAUGACCACGUCGUCACUCUGCUGGCCGCCCACUGAGCCAUGCAAAGAGGCCGACAGUGUGGAAAAACAGCUUCUGCGAAAGGUGAGGUGCGCGAGAGACAGCACAAGGAGACACGAUGGGUGGGUGGUGCAUGUUGGUGGGUUGGUGUCUGCACUGCAGGGGUACAGAAAGUACGUCAGGAGGGGCGAGAGGGAGGCAGAGUCACCACCAGGGUAGGUGACAUACGAGACAGAGACAGCCAGGCAAUCAAUCGAUGUGCCAAACAUGUGUGUGUGAAUGUCUGUCAGUCCCGCGUUGGCCACCGCCCAGCCGUUUGUGCAGCUCGACCCCACGAGCCUUUUGGAGAGAAAACCAGACAGAGACAAGCACCUGCACGGCGACUUCAAGACAAUCGUGGCCCGACGCAAGACUGACGCACAUCUCAAAUCGCAGCGCACAUCAGCUAUCAUCGCGAGCAGACCCGCACAGCUCCGCGACAGCCUUCUUGAUGAAGAGGACGAUCUGCUGGACGUGCUGGACGACGGUUGGGUGGGUGAGAGGGAGAGUGUGCGGGGCCGGGGAGGGCGGGCGCUGUCGAUGUCGACGAGCAUAACGGGAGGAGGGCUGCCGCCGCAUUCAGGCAUGACCACCACCAGCAUGUCCACCAAAUCAAGACGGAGGUGAAGACCGGGGCACAAACACACACAAACACGCACACACACACACAGAGAGAGAGAGAGAGAGAGAGAUUCGUGGAUGAUGUGCUCGUUGGUUGCAGGACUUACUUCAAAUCGCUUCAGUCAUUCGCCCUCGGUGGCGCCCUGACGCCAGCCAAACCAUCGGAGGCGCUUGUAGGCAGCCACGCACCGACAAGGAUGCCCUUGUGUCUCUCUGGGCGUAUUUCGUCGAUGUGUGUGUGUGGUUGCCAGGAGGACUCACAACGGCGAGGUGCAAGGAAGCUUCUGUCUAAACUCACUUCUGCUAGAUAGGGGAUGACACACGUGUGUGUGUGUGUGUGUAUUGCUCCAGCCCAUGUAGCCAUUGGCGUAGACGUGGUGGUACAUGAAGGGACUCAUGCAGCC
Vitrella brassicaformis is the source of this 2151-nucleotide messenger RNA. NCBI's taxonomy places the organism in Eukaryota, Vitrellaceae. The record is from the annotation of a GenBank genome assembly.